AUGUUUUGGAAUCCUUCCUUUUUCGGCGGCUCUCUUGAGCUCUUCCAAGCUCCCACGCUGGACGCGCUGCGAGGGAGGCGCAAGCAGGUUCGCCCGGGGCGCCUCAAAAAAGGAUGUUCAGGUCUUCGUCCAGAGGCCUCACUCUCUGUCUCGUUCCGCAGCUCUUCGCCUCCUUCUCACCCCAAAAGAGAGGCAUGCGCAAACGCCUCAUCCACUCCUUCGGCCGUGCCCUCUGCGGACGUGCCCACGCAGCUCCGCGGGCUCACGAAGCAGCUGCGUGUCUUUCGCUUUGACCCCAGCCUCUUUGACUCGCCUCGUCUUCUUCCCUCUUCUUCAUUCUACGAGUGCAUCUCCGCCUCAGGCUGUCUCUCCCCUCUCGCCGACGGCCUGGAUCUGGCUGAAGCCUCCUCUACCCCGUCUACAAGCCGGUGGCGGCUCGUGGUCCCGACUGCGCAGCCCGGCGGCGGAGGCGACGCCGGGCGCGCUGAAAGCGAGAGGGCGUUUGCGGCGGCAUGCGUCUUCGAUGGAGCCGCAAGUCGAGAAACGCUCCUCCGGUCGCUCUCUGCAGCUGCGCAUGCCUCGCGCCUCGAAGUUUUCGCGCUUGCGAAAGAGCAAGGGAAACGCCGCCAUCCCAGAGAAGAGGCCCCGCGAGACGACGGCCGCGACGCGGUCGCGCGAAGCGCAGAUGCCGGCAAGGAGAACGCAGGACAGAGUUGCGGGCGCGCUGACGCCGGAGGGCGGCUGAGUGCAGGCAAGCAAAACGGGAAACUGGGGUCUCGGGGUGGAGAGAAGAGCUCGGGAACGCGAAAGGCGAGCAAGAGACAUGAAGAGUAUGCGCGGCAGAGAGAGGCCCUCGAGGCGGCACGACAGGCUGAAGACGAGGCGUUCGUGCAGAAACUAAAGGCUGAAGAAGAAGAAAGGAAGCGAAUCGAAGCAGAGAAAGAGCGCAGACGCCGCGAGGAGGAAGCCGCGCUCGCGAAGGCGGAGCGCAAAGCACUUGAGGAGGCCGAAAGGGCGAGGAAGGCGGAGGAGGAGCGACGCCGGCGAGAAGAAGAAGAGGCAAGAAAGAAGCAAGAGGCGGAGCGGCAGCAGAGGGAAGAAGAAGAGCGCAGGCGAAAGGAGGAAGAGGAGCGCAAGAAGCAGGAGGAAGCGGAGCGGAAGAAGAAGGAAGAAGAGAAGCAAAGAGAAGACGAGAGGCGCGUGGCAGAGGAGAGACAAAAACAGGAGGCUGCAGUUGCCCAGAGUGCGCCGCAAGCCGGGGAGACGAAGAACGAAAACGAAGGCGACAACCCUCUGGACGCGUUCCUGCCACACCCUUCAGACCCCUCGGGCGCCGGCACCUACUUGAAGGCGGUCUUCGUGCUUCUCCAAGAGGCGAGCCGCACUCGAGAUAUCCCCCUAACGCAGCUCCCGGGCAUGAGUGAGGCACAGGUGAAGGCGCUCAGGAUUGAGAUCAAGAAGAAAAUCAACACGGCGCUGAAUCAGCUGGCGAGCACGACUUCGCAAGUUAUUCGAACCUGCGAGACGCUGCGCGAGUUCCAGCGACGCCUGAAGGCUGGGCCGAAUGACGCCCUGAACUUCUUCCGCUUUCAGCUCUGCGACAGGCUUCUCCAGCUCGCCGACAAAGGGGGCCAAGUUAGCACGAGGCCGAGCGCCGCUUGGGCCUACGCCUUUUUGGUUCGUGGCCUCGUUCAAGAGGAUCCGCCUCUCGAGCGGUGGCUGAAAGCUCAUGUCUACGCUGCCUGCUGCUACGCCGCGCCGUUUUAUUACCGAAAAAAGCAGGGCCAGUCCCUCGAGCAGUUUAAGACCGUGCGAGGGCAGAGAGAGAGCGAAGAUGAAGAAGCGUUCUUUGCCCGCAUGGCGGCCUGUCUCCGCCUCUGGCUCGCGUACCUGGUUGCUGCUCACAAAGAGGACGAGGUCUGGUCGUGGUUCGCGCGCUUCAUAAACCUCAACCUGGCUGGACCGAAGGCCGCCCGCAGAGUCUGCGCAUGCGCGCUGGUAGUGGGCCUGAAGGUCGCGGGCGCCGCGGCGCUGAAGGUGUACGGACGGCAGUUCCAGAAGGUCAUCGACGUCGUGCAGACGCACCUCAAGCCGCUCCUCGUCGCGAUGCAACAAAAGAGCGGGGCAAGCUACCUGUCGAUGUAUGCGACUCAACUCGAGACGCUGCUGUCGGACUACUACGCAAACAACCGCACGCUACCGGAGCCGGAAGGAAAAGCGAUGAAGAUGGAGGCGACAGAGGCGAACCCUGAUGUCUAG
Messenger RNA from Besnoitia besnoiti, 2259 nucleotides. RefSeq lists its product as uncharacterized. Gene Ontology annotation, biological process: poly(A)+ mRNA export from nucleus; regulation of translational initiation; regulation of translational termination. Gene Ontology annotation, molecular function: inositol hexakisphosphate binding; phospholipid binding; translation initiation factor binding. The coding region runs from base 1 to 2259 and encodes 752 amino acids. The record is from RefSeq and is a predicted model, not a curated record. The transcript has 10 exons. Gene Ontology annotation, cellular component: nuclear pore; cytoplasm; nuclear pore cytoplasmic filaments. NCBI's taxonomy places the organism in Eukaryota, Apicomplexa, Conoidasida, Eucoccidiorida, Sarcocystidae.